Molecule: messenger RNA, 179 nt
Organism: Acaulospora morrowiae
Lineage: Eukaryota; Fungi; Glomeromycota; Glomeromycetes; Diversisporales; Acaulosporaceae
Source: the annotation of a GenBank genome assembly
GCUGUAGAAAACAUACACUGGGACCGUCGCCCGACCAUUCAACGAUAAGUUUGGCAUCGGUGCGUCAGGGGUGCACAUCGUUGCGAUUCCAAUUGGCGGUUCGUCUUAACGGUUUACGACAGUCAUCAGUUUCAUUAGUUACUAGAGUGUCUUCUGAGCCGGGGGCGCGUACCAAGUAG